Molecule: messenger RNA, 787 nt
Organism: Lampris incognitus (smalleye Pacific opah)
Lineage: Eukaryota; Metazoa; Chordata; Actinopteri; Lampriformes; Lampridae
Product: transmembrane protein 182-like
Exons: 5
Coding region: 35-787 (250 amino acids)
Cellular component (GO): membrane
Source: RefSeq, a predicted model, not a curated record
GGAGCCUAAUCGAAGGGGGUUUCGAACCGGAGUUAUGAGAGUGAGCGCAGCAGCUUUGGCCGGGGGCCUGUUCGGGGGUCUGGGGACUCUGUGUUUCCUCGUCGCCUUUGGUACAGACUACUGGCUGUUGGCCAGUGACAACUGUGGACCACAUACAUGGCAGUGGCAGCCAGCGCUAAGAGGGGGAAACGUGGCCAAUGGGACGCAGCAGGCGGAGGAAGGGGCGACUUCCGGGCCCCCCGCUCUCACUCUGCACCAUGAGGGGUUCUUCUGGCGCUGCGCCUUCCGGGCGGAUCCCUCGGUACACGCGGUCUGGGCCACUUUCUUCACUAACCAGCCAGACUCCAAAGUGUGUAUUCACGGUUACCUCUUCCCGCUGCCCGUCGCGAUCGGACAGGUGCCUCAUCCAAGUUACGACGCGACAGCAGUGUUUCGAGGCUUUUGGACCGUGCUGAUCGUCCUGGGGGUGGUUUGCGCCCUGACGGGGGGCUUCCUCCUGCUCUGUGGCGUCCCCUUCCUCAGCCACAAGCUCUGCAGGCUGGGCGGAGCCUUCCUCCUCGCUGCCGCGUCUUUGUUCCUGUUCGUGGUGGUGCUCUAUGUGCUGUGGGCGGAGCUGGUGGAUGUGAAACGCUACAUCCUCCAGGAGAAGGGAGAGCUGUGCCCGGAUGCCAAGGUUUCGGUGCACUACGGCUGGUCGUUCAUGGUGGCAGCGGCUGGCGUGCCUCUGGCGCUCGUGUCCGGGAUGCUCUUCACGCUUGUCAGCCGUGUUCUGCAAGCGAGGAAGUGA